AUGUCGCAGCCUACUCUCUACGCUGACCGUGCAGAAUGGAGCGACGUCGUACCCAUUGAACAAUACGAGAACACUACUCCUUUAGCGCCAAUAUUCUACAAAAACGAAUACAAAGAUGCAACAAAUUACUUUCGUGGAAUUGCCAAGACUGGGGAAAAGAGCCAGAGAGUCCUUGAGCUUACUGAGCACCUAAUCCGCCUCAACCCUGCUCACUACACAGCUUGGCAGUACCGCUACGAAACUCUUUUGGCUAUCGGCUCCAAUUUCGAAGAUGAGCUCCGUCUUAUGGACGAGCUAGCCAUAACCCACUUGAAGACUUAUCAAGUGUGGCAUCAUAGACGGUUGUUAAUGCUCAAGAUCUGCAAACCUGCUCGGGAAUUGGAUUUCAUCGCUAGAACGUUCAAGGUGGACGCGAAGAACUAUCAUACGUGGUCGUAUCGGCAAUGGAUUCUGGCAUAUUUUAACGACAACGAGCUGUGGAGCGGGGAAUUGGACUUUGUUGAAGAUUUGCUGUAUGCUGAUAUUCGAAAUAACUCUGCAUGGCACCAUCGGUUCUUCACUGUAUUUCAAUCCGGAGUUCAUGAUGGAGAGGAGGACAGAGAGAGGGUCCUCAAACGGGAAUUAAUAUACGUGAAACAAAGCAUAUCUCUGGUUCCGAACAAUGCCUCAGCGUGGAACUACCUCCGGGGUCUCUUGGAGCAUAAUUCCAUACCCUACUCCAGAGUGAUCUCUUUUAUCCAACCAUAUACAUUAUCGAUGGACGAGCAAACAGCGGAUUUGGUCGAUUUGGAUAAUCCACCACCAUCUAAAGGCGCACACUUGCCUUGUGCUCUUGCGAUUGAGUUCCUUGCGGAUAUAUACGAAGCAGAGGGUGGAGAUAGGAUGUUGAACGCCACGGAGCUAUGGAAGUCUCUUGGAAAUGAGUACGACGUUGCUCGGAAAAAGUAUUGGGAAUAUCGCAUCAGGGAAGGUCUACGAGCUAUUCAGACAUGA
Messenger RNA from Lentinula edodes (shiitake mushroom), 993 nucleotides. RefSeq lists its product as uncharacterized. Bases 1 to 993 code for a protein of 330 amino acids. NCBI's taxonomy places the organism in Eukaryota, Fungi, Basidiomycota, Agaricomycetes, Agaricales, Omphalotaceae. The record is from RefSeq and is a predicted model, not a curated record. Gene Ontology annotation, cellular component: protein farnesyltransferase complex; CAAX-protein geranylgeranyltransferase complex; cytoplasm. The transcript is spliced from 6 exons. Gene Ontology annotation, molecular function: CAAX-protein geranylgeranyltransferase activity; protein farnesyltransferase activity. Gene Ontology annotation, biological process: protein farnesylation; protein geranylgeranylation.